AUGUCUCUUCAAGAAUUAAUACCCUUGCCACAUCUCACCCUGCUGACGCUCCUGGCGUUGCUCAGUGCGGUGUUUAUUCUCAUUGCUGCUGGAAUCAGCCGCAGUAAACGCGGCAACUGGGCACAUCUUCCUCCUGGUCCAGCUGCGAUGCCCUUGGUGGGCAAUCUCUUCCAAUUACCAUGGAAAGACCUCCCCAGGUCGUUUGCAGCUCAAUCCCAUUAUUAUGGUCCUCUCUAUUAUAUGCGCAUUAUCAACAGACACUUCGUAGCGAUCAACUCUUUGGAACUCGCCCAAGCGCUUUUUGAUAAACGUGGGGCUACGUAUUCUCAUCGGCCGCGAAUGGUGAUGGCGCAGGAGAUCAUCAAGCGCGACACGAUGCUCUUCAUGAAUUACGGCCCUGAAUUUACAAAGAGUCGCAGACUCAUUUCGACAUUCCUCAAUCAGAAGAUAGCGUCUAAGUACUGGCCUGCACAGGAAAUCGAGUCGUUGAAAUUUGUGCUGAGCGUGCGGCGCACGCCCGCGGAUGUGCUCGAACUGACCAGAUGGACGGCUACAUCUCUCAUCAUACGUCUUCUCUAUGGCAUCGAAGUGAAAGACAAAGAGGAUCCUCUGGUCCACCUUGCCGAAGACUUCGCACGGCUCACCAGCGAAUCGACCAAGCCCGGUAAAUGGCUAGUAGAUUCAUUCCCAUCGCUGCGCCACGUUCCAGCAUGGCUUCCUGGUGCAGGCUUCAAACGCUGGGCUAAAUAUGCGAAGGCCCGUAUGGAAGAGUUCUCCUGGCUACCGUAUACAAUCGUCAAGAACAACAUCGCCGCAGGCCGCAUUACCGCAUGCUGGACCGCUGAGAAACUCUUGGAGAAGACUGAGCCUCUUACCGCGCAAGAGGAGAAAGAUAUUCGCCACGCUGCGACCUCAAUAUACUCUGCUCCGUAUCCAAUAACUUUCUUCACGGACGCAGGCGGUUCAGACACUACCCCAGCCAUGAUAUGCACAUUCAUCCUCCUGAUGCUGCGCAAUCCCAGCGUGCAGAAAAAGGCACAGGAGGAAAUUGACCGCGUAACGGGAGGUACAUGGGUACCGGGCAUGCAAGACUGCGAGAUGUUCCCCUACGUCAACUGCGUCAUCAAGGAGCUGUUCCGCUUCAACCCCGCCGUCCCUCUCGUCCCUCAUAGUCUGCAAGAGGACGAUUUCUUCGAAGGAUACUUCAUCCCGAAGGGGACGUGGGUGAUGGCAAAUAUGUGGGGAUUCAUGCACGACGAGACAAGAUACCCAGAUCCAGACUUGUUUAGUCCGGAGCGGUUCGAAAUUGGCGAAGGGAAGCAGCCCCAAGACGAUCCGCUGGAGAUAGUAUUUGGCUUUGGUCGGCGCUCCUGCCCCGGAUACCUCCUCGCCCUCUCCUCUGUGUACCUGAACGUCAUCCACCUUCUGUUCGCUUUCGAUAUCGUGCCGGCGAAGGACGCCAAGGGCCAAGAGAUUAUCCCGCCCGUUGAGUUCGGAGACGCCCAUGUGUCGCACCCGAAGCCGUUCGUGUGCGACAUACGUGAGCGGGAUCCCGAGCGCAUCAUAUGGCUCGAGCAUGCACUCCAAAGUCUCCAAUGACGAAACCGUAUUUUCUUUACGCCAUCAUACCAAUUUGUCGCAGGCGACAUCAUGUAGAGGCCAUAGCAUGGCGGUCUGCAGCCAUAGAAUACAUUCGCGUGUACACGUACUGAAUUGACUAUG
Molecule: messenger RNA, 1722 nt
Organism: Phanerochaete carnosa HHB-10118-sp
Lineage: Eukaryota; Fungi; Basidiomycota; Agaricomycetes; Polyporales; Phanerochaetaceae
Exons: 11
Coding region: 1-1599 (532 amino acids)
Molecular function (GO): oxidoreductase activity, acting on paired donors, with incorporation or reduction of molecular oxygen; heme binding; iron ion binding
Source: RefSeq, a predicted model, not a curated record